AUAUGUGUGAGCCCACACCAGAAUAGAUAUUACAUAAUUAAUCGCUGGAAGAAUGAUGUUCGACGGACAUCCAGAACAAGCAUACCAGAAAGAUCAUUUAAAAAAUAAAAUGUUGUCAACAAGAUUAAAUUCGUUUUUAUAUCUAGCACUCUUGCAGAUAUGUUCGUGCUUCGCUACGGAAAGCCCGAUUUGUGGCACACGAACUGGACUUUCUAUUAACAGUAGGAGCAUUGGCGGAUCGGUGGCAAAGAUUGGAGAGUUUCCGUGGCAAGUUGGGAUUUAUUAUCAGGGGAGACAAAUAUGCGGUGGAAGUAUCAUUGAUGAAAAUUGGGUAUUAAGUGCGGCACAUUGUUAUGACAGAAAUAAUAUGAAAAUUGACGGUCUUCACGUGAAAGUUGGUGAUUUGGACAAGCUAAAAAACGAGAAAGGAGAAAAGAUAUUUGGAGUGAAACAGCUCCUGUUGCAUGAAAAAUAUGACUCGACAACUUUCAACAAUGAUAUCAUGUUGAUAGAACUCAAAGGAUUUGUGACAUAUUCUAGUGUCGUUCGUCCAAUUUGUCUUCCUAGCCAGUCAGAUAAAGUUGUAUCUGGUGAAAGAUGUUUUAUUUCCGGAUGGGGAAAAUCUGCAGAAAAUACUUAUCCGUCAAGGCUACAAAAGGCCGAAGUCGAACUUUACUCAAAUAGUGAAUGUAGUUCAAUUUAUGACGAACUUUUUUCCGAGAAUAUGAUAUGUGCUGGCAGGAAAUCAAGCAUGGUAGACUCGUGUCAGGGAGACAGCGGCGGACCUCUAGCAUGUGAAAGGGAUAGCACCGACCAAUUCGUAUUACGGGGUAUUGUUUCAUGGGGCAAGGAUUGCGCUGACAUCAGAUAUCCUGGAGUUUACACUGAUGUUUCUAAAUUCACGAACUGGAUAAGUAGCAAAAUUGAUUCUGGAAUAAAGGAGAGAAGUGCAAAUCUUGCAUCAUUCACAAUCUCAGGUGAUCCAUGCGUCGGAGGGAGCGAAAUUUUAGGAAGUUAUGGAAAUUUUUCUAGUCCUGUUGGCGAAUACGAAAAAUAUCCACUAACAGUUGAUUGCAACUGGAUUAUUAAGGCUUCUAAUAACGAAAACUCAAGAAUUAAGCUUAGUUUCACCAAAUUUCUGGUGGAAGCACAAAGUCGUUGUCUCUACGAUUACGUCGAAAUCUACUCUGGUGAAGUUACCAACUUUGUGUCAGCAAAUCAAAACGAUUUUCUUGGGAAAUACUGUGGAAACCAUAUACCCAAUGAUAUUUUGAGUGAAGGGUCCAUAAUGACUGUUCAUUUUUAUUCUGAUUAUUAUCAAGCUGAGCAUGGAUUUAAUGCCAUAUUCAUGGAAGUCAGUGUAAAUGAUUAUAGCCAAUCCGGUUGCGGAGGAAUUAAAGAACUGAAUCAGGAUGGUGGAAGAUUUACAUCCAUAAAUUAUCCGAGUUAUUACAAUUUGAAUAGUAAAUGUGAAUGGGUGAUAAUCGCACCACUCGGGAAAUUUAUAGUUUUAGAGUUUUUUACAUUUGAUCUUUAUGAAUCAGAUGCAAUCGGCUGCACAGACAAGGUGUCUAUUCACGAUGGAAACUCGACUUCUGGAGAUAUUCUUGAUGGAUUCUGCUCACAACAAGGUUUCUUUACGUUUACCCAUUCAAGAGAUAAUACUAUGACAGUUGUAUUUGAGAGUGGUAAUAAUGGACAAUCGGUUGGAUUUGAUGCAUUGUAUCAGUUCUAUACGAAACAAGAAAGUACUGUUGAAGAAGCAGACUACUCAACAGUGUGCGGUAUUACAAGUGUUCCAAUCAAAAGUGAUGCUCCGCAAUCUCGUAUUUACGGAGGGCAAGACGUAACGCCAGGAUCAUGGCCUUGGCAGGUGUCUCUUCGAGCAUGCAAAUCCUGCAGUCAUAUAUGCGGUGGUGCGAUCAUAAGCGACAUGUGGGCUAUAACAGCGACACAUUGCCUCUUAUCUUCUCCAGCGUAUGUUGUUAUUGGCGAUUUUAGUCAUCUUUCAGCGGAAUAUUGGGAAGCUACUGUCAAGAUAGCUAAUGUUAUUCCCUUCCCUGACUUUGGCAAAGACAUCGCACACAACCACGAUCUGACUUUGAUAAAAUUUGAAGAAGCAGUAACGUUUAAUCAAUGGGUUCGACCAAUCUGCCUUCCUCCGUCAGAUCUGUCUUUCUUAUCUGAACCAGACAGCGCAGAAUGUUAUAUUACAGGAUGGGGAGAGACUGAAAACGAAUUAUAUUCAGAUGACUUGAAUGAAGCGAAAGUACCGCUGCUUAACGAGAGCAUGUGUUAUUACUAUUACACCACUCAUGCAGUAAAUGAUAACAUGUUCUGUGCUGGCGAGGGAGAUUCCGAUGCAUGUCAAGGUGACUCUGGCGGACCAAUGGUAUGUCGCACAUCUGUUGGGGGAGCAUGGGUUUUAUAUGGAAUCAUUUCAUUUGGAUGGGGCUGCGGAAACAGUAAAUAUCCAGGAGUUUAUACCAAGGUUUCUAAUUACUUGGAAUGGAUUCUAGAGAAUACAAACCUGACCGCAGGACCGAAUAUAAUAUGGGAAGAGACUGAAGAAAAUGUAUCACAACCUAACCAAACGUUUACAGCUACGAGAGAGUUUUCAUUGGGAGAAUCUGGAUGCGGUGGAUAUUCGAUUCUAACUGAUCAAGAAGGAUAUUUCAAUACAAGUCUCAUUUUUGAUAAAAACUAUAUUGGGAAACUAAAUUGUCAUUGGACAAUACAUCUUCCUCCAACUGAAAGUGAAAAAGUGGUGCAUUUGGAAAUCGAAUUUGGGUUGGUUAACAGCGAGUUUGUAUCUCCAAAUCGUACAAAAUGCAGAUAUGAGAAACUGUUUAUACGAUAUCUCGGUAAACGUGGUAGAUAUGGACCUUACUGCAGUUGCCCAGGAACUGGAAAUAUGACUUUUGUUGCCAAAUCCGACAUUAAAAUUCGUUAUAGAGCUAAUACAAAUCGACCGAUUAAAGGGUUCACGGCAAAAUAUGUCAUAAAGGACGCAGAAGAGAAUUCAAGCUGUGCAGGACUCACUUAUGUUAUGCCUCGUUCAACGAUAAAAUCACCGGAUUACCCUGAAAAAUAUUCCAACAGUAUGAAUUGCAAAUGGCUUGUACAAUCAACAACAUCGAAAAAAUUUUUGAAGUUGAAAUUCAAAAAACUGAAGAUUGAAGGAAGCACCGGUUGUGCUUUUGAUAAUCUCAAAAUCACCGAACUAGUCAAUGGAGAGAAUUACACUCAUCCACCGAUGUGUGGGACCAAGACACCCCAAGCUAUCAUUGGCUAUACAGCAAUGCUUAUUGAAUUUGUAUCCGAUGACUCAGUAAAUGGGAGAGGUUUUGCAAUAGAUGUAUCAGAAGUUCGAUCCAUGCCUAAGCAACAUUCUGGAUGUGGUGGGCGCAUGUAUUUAACAGGAGAUCGCGGCAAAUUUCAAUCAAUGAAUUAUCCAAGGAAGUAUAGUAAAAAUGCAGACUGUACUUGGGUUAUCAUCGUGGAAACCGGUUACAGGGUUUCUGUGACGUUUACAAAUUUUGAUGUUGAAUACACACCUUCAUGUAAAUUUGACUAUGUUGCAAUUUAUAAUGAUAAGCUCCCAGUGGAAGAGCAGUUAGUAACAAAGAUCUGUGGUCACAAAGGAAAGAAGAAAAGAGUGUCGACCGAUAUCUUUACGUACACUAGUAGGGACAAUAUCAUGACAGUUCAAUUCAUAAGUGAUGUUGGCAAAAACAAAAAAGGAUUCACCGCUGAAUACUCUACAGCUCUACCAGCAAUGUCGAAAAGUUCCAGUAAUAUUGUUCAAAAUAAAAAGAUGAAAUAUUUUGAAAGGGAAAAACCGGGGGUAAAAAGUUGCAGAGAUGUAAUUUUUACAGAGAAUGAAAAUGUUAUUGUCUACGAUGGAACGUUAAUGAAGAAUCGUUUAAAUUCAGGAAUUAUUUGCUACUACAGAGUACUUGUUGAUAAAGAUAGGUUCGUUAAAGUAUGGCUCACAGAAAAUUCAUUUAUUAAUUUGGAUGAGGAGGAUUGUCUGUUGAUAUACGAAGGAAUUGACACAGCUGAUGCUUUACAAGACAAAUCGGAACCGUCAGUCACCAUUUGUGGAAGCGCCAAUCAGACUCAAAUUUUUUCCGAGUUUAUUGUGUUCAAUACAAGUGAAAUAUCUGUGGUGCUCAUCAGUGAUAAGAAACGACUAUUGUCCACAAGCAUAUUUAAGCUGUUCUACACUGCAAUCCGGGGAAAACCAUGUGGACUAGAACUAUCUUCAAGUUGGCCGUGGAUUAUUUCUCUACAAAGUUUGAAAGGAUUUCAUUUCUGUAGUGGAAUACUGAUCUCCGAUCUAUGGAUUUUAACAGCAGCGUCGUGUAACUUUCUCGUAGGGAGAGAUUACGUUUUGAUUUCUGGCGAAACGAGAAGAAAUGUUGAAAUCGUCAUCAAGCAUAAAGAUUACAAUCGUGAUUAUGGAUUUCCGGCCCGAGACAUUGCACUGUUGAAGUUAUCAUACUCGACAACAACAGAGCCGUGCUGUUUGCCGGAUUUCACUAAUACGGGAAUAGAAGAAAUUCAGAGAGAAAAUUGUCUUCUUUUGGGCUGGAAUUUCAAAGAUAUCGUCAGAGGCAAAGUCAAUAGAGAGACAAUUCAAAAUAUAACGGUGGACUUGAUUCCACAUAAAAAGUGCAAAAAGUCCUGGUACGGAAGAAUAAUGCCAGACAUGGAGUGUGGCGUGAUUAGAUCACGGAGUAGUUGCCAAAGUGAUGUUGGAGGUCCUCUCAUCUGCCAGAGCGAAAGUGCACAGCAGCAAUGGAAAAUUGUAGGCCUCUCAAGUUGGGGUCCGAGAGUUUGUUUCAAAAAGAGCAGACAACAAUUGCCAAAUGUGUUUACCUGGGUCCCGAAGUCAUUGGAUUGGAUUAAAAAUACAAUCGAGAUGAAAGAAGUGUGAAUUAAUAGUUUCACUCAAAGUGCCAUUAUUUUCUUCAAUUGUGUCAUUUUGUCCUUCAGCUGCUUUCCACAAUAAAUGAAGACUGUGGUCUGUAGUUUA
Styela clava is the source of this 5041-nucleotide messenger RNA. The record is from RefSeq and is a predicted model, not a curated record. Lineage: Eukaryota; Metazoa; Chordata; Ascidiacea; Stolidobranchia; Styelidae.